Molecule: messenger RNA, 879 nt
Organism: Aspergillus wentii DTO 134E9
Lineage: Eukaryota; Fungi; Ascomycota; Eurotiomycetes; Eurotiales; Aspergillaceae
Exons: 2
Biological process (GO): maturation of SSU-rRNA from tricistronic rRNA transcript (SSU-rRNA, 5.8S rRNA, LSU-rRNA)
Cellular component (GO): nucleolus
Source: RefSeq, a predicted model, not a curated record
AUGAUUGGGAAACGCAAGAGAGACACGGCUGUCGUGUCGCGGUCCACCAAGGCUACCAAGGCGGAUGCGCAAGAAGAUACAGCUCCUACAACUACGGAUACGGACAACUCCCAAGAUCUUUUUCGCAAGUUUUUCGAAGCCCAAUUCCAACCAUUGGAAGUGCCCGGUGGUCAAGCCGGUAAAGAAACAGAGUCCGAGGAGGAAGAAGAGAGUGAAGAGGAAGAAUCUGAAGCCGGGUCUGAUUGGGAAGGCCUUUCCGGAGAAGAAGAUGAGGGCAACGAAGUUGAGGUAGUCGAACACCAGAGCUCGGCCACCAAGAAAGAUGACUUGUGGGAUAAGAGGGCCCGGAAGGCUUUUAUGAGGGCAAAGCUGCCAUCCUUUGAUUUAGAAACCACCAACGUGAAGGCCACGCCUGCUAAGAACGGAAAGGAAGACAAGGACGAUGGUACCGAUGCAGAAAACCUCAAAAAGGAUCUUGCUUUGCAGCGACUGCUUAAAGAAUCUCACCUCUUGGAGUCGGCCGAGGAACUGGACCCAACCGGCAAAAACCGACACAAGGCUCUUGACCUGAGAAUGCAGAGUCUUGGGGCCAAUGCUUCGCUUUAUAAACAAAAAAUGCCUUCAUUACACAGAAGAGGCAUCAAAGCCAAGGCCGAGAAGAAGGAGGAUAGACGGCGACAAGAUGCGAAAGAGAACGGUAUCAUUCUGGAGAAACCUACAAACAAAUCCAAACCGAGUGCCGGACGGAGAGAGCGAAGUGUUGGGGGUCCCUCUAUUGGCAAGUUCUCAGGUGGUACAUUGAACUUGAGCAAACGGGACUUGUCCGCGAUGACAACACCUCGCCGGUCAACAAAAGGAAAGGGCAAGGGAAAAAGCCGC